Micropterus dolomieu (smallmouth bass) is the source of this 849-nucleotide messenger RNA. It is a transcript of the gene cdk9, whose product is annotated as cyclin-dependent kinase 9 (CDC2-related kinase). Gene Ontology annotation, molecular function: cyclin-dependent protein serine/threonine kinase activity; ATP binding. The transcript has 6 exons. NCBI's taxonomy places the organism in Eukaryota, Metazoa, Chordata, Actinopteri, Centrarchiformes, Centrarchidae. Bases 103 to 834 code for a protein of 243 amino acids. Gene Ontology annotation, cellular component: nucleus. The record is from RefSeq and is a predicted model, not a curated record. Gene Ontology annotation, biological process: protein phosphorylation.
CGGGGAGUCUACAAAUUACCUGUAGAGGGCAGAAAUACUCCUUAGCUACGUGUAGUCUGCCGCAGAUGUCAUCAUCAUCAUCAGAAGAAGAACGGACUAAGAAUGCAGCGAGACAAAACUAGCAACGCCGGUGGGGCUGAAAAGUCCGACCGAGAGGCCGCCAUAAUGUCGAAAUACUACGAUGGAGUUGAAUUUCCUUUCUGUGACGAGUUCUCCAAAUAUGAAAAAAUGGCAAAAAUAGGGCAAGGGACCUUUGGGGAGGUGUUCAAAGCAAAGCACAGACAGACCGGGAAGAAGGUCGCACUGAAGAAAGUUUUAAUGGAAAAUGAGAAAGAAGGGUUCCCAAUCACAGCUCUGAGAGAGAUCAAGAUCCUGCAGCUGCUCAAACAUGAGAAUGUGGUCAAUCUGAUUGAGAUCUGCAGAACCAAAGCUACUCAGUUCAACAGAUACAAAGGCAGCAUCUACCUGGUGUUUGACUUCUGUGAGCACGACCUGGCCGGGCUGCUGAGCAAUGCCAAUGUGAAGUUCACUCUGGCAGAGAUCAAAAAGGUUAUGCAGAUGUUGCUCAAUGGAUUGUACUACAUCCACAGGAACAAGAUCCUUCACAGAGACAUGAAAGCAGCCAACGUGCUCAUUACCAGAGACGGUGUCCUGAAGCUGGCUGACUUUGGUUUGGCUCGAGCCUUCAGCCUGGCUAAAAACAGCCAGGGGAACCGCUACACCAACCGCGUGGUCACACUCUGGUACAGACCUCCAGAGUUGCUGCUGGGUAAGAGACCACCAAAAAAUUCCAUGCAGCGCACAAAGGCAGAAAUAUGCAAACAUCAUUCAUAAGAGCAUUGUUGAAGA